AGAAUACUAUGAUUUCAAUGACCAUGUAUAAAUUUAUUUCUUUUUUUAGGUACCCCAAUUAUGAAUUUAUUAGUGACAACUCUAUCUCUUGGUCAGCUGGACUGCACAAUCGGUACACAGAAAAUUCACUUCGGGGUGUGAUCCUGGAUAUACAUUUUCUCUCCCAGGCAGACUUCCUAGUGUGUACUUUUUCAUCCCAGGUCUGUCGAGUUGCUUAUGAAAUCAUGCAAACAUUGCAUCCUGAUGCCUCUGCAAACUUCCAUUCUUUAGAUGACAUCUACUAUUUUGGGGGCCAAAAUGCCCACAACCAGAUCGCCAUUUAUCCUCACCAACCUCGAACUGCAGAUGAAAUCCCCAUGGAACCUGGAGAUAUCAUUGGUGUGGCUGGGAAUCAUUGGGAUGGCUAUUCUAAAGGUGUCAACAGAAAACUGGGAAGGACGGGCCUAUAUCCCUCCUAUAAAGUACGAGAGAAGAUAGAAACGGUCAAGUAUCCCACGUAUCCUGAGGCUGAGAAAUAAAGCUCAGAUGGAAGAGAUGGACAACCAAGUUCAGUUCUAACCAUUUGAGCCAAAUGGUAGAUGAAGAAGGCCCUGACCUAACAACAUAUGGUUAAAUGAGUAAACACCCUCAUUACCAAGAGGACUUGAGAGAGAGAUGGGAACCAGUAGAUGCUUCCUUGGUGGAAUUUCUCUUUAACAAGGGCUACAAUGCCCUCAAACCCAUGCACAGUACUAUAAUGUACUCACAUAUAACGUGCAAACAGCUUGUUUUCUACUUUGCCCCUUCUUUCAAUAUUAUGUCCCCAUGAAACAAACACUGCCACAUUGUGUAAUUUAAGUGACACAGAAAUCUUGUGUGAGACUUCAAACAUGGUGCCUAUAUCUGAGAGACUUAUCUGACCUAUUGAGAAGACCUGAACAGCUCCCUGCUGUGGGAAAGUUGAUUCUUGACCAGUGGUGGUGGUGUGACCACUGAAUUCACUCCACUCAACAGAAUGAGAAUGGGUUUUUUUUCCUUUAUAAGGUUGUCUGGAUUUUUUUUUUUAAAGUAAUUGCAUCAGUUCAUUCACCUCAUCAUUAAUAAGUGAAGGAUACAUCAGAAAAUAAAAUAUUCACUCUCCAUUAGGAACUUUUGUAAAACAAUGUCAUGAACAAAUCCUUUAGUACUCAAUGUUUCUGGACAUUCUCUUUGAUAACAAAAAAUAAAUUUUAAAAAGAGGAAUUUUGUAAAGUUUCUAAAAUUUUUGUAUCAUUGGAUGAUGUGGUGAUCAGCUUUACAGUGGAAGAACUGUGAUAAAAAGAGGAGUUUUAUAGUUUU
Galeopterus variegatus (Sunda flying lemur) is the source of this 1317-nucleotide messenger RNA. RefSeq names its product alpha-(1,6)-fucosyltransferase-like. Gene Ontology annotation, biological process: protein N-linked glycosylation. Lineage: Eukaryota; Metazoa; Chordata; Mammalia; Dermoptera; Cynocephalidae. Gene Ontology annotation, molecular function: protein binding; alpha-(1->6)-fucosyltransferase activity. The transcript is spliced from 2 exons. The coding region runs from base 9 to 518 and encodes 169 amino acids. The record is from RefSeq and is a predicted model, not a curated record.